UUGGUUCGGCCCCCGUCUACUCAGGGGUGGUGCUUAGCCGGCGCCAGACCGACCCUCGGCUUCGGAGCGGCAGCGCCGUCCCUCUCGGCGCCCCGUCGGCUUCUCAGGCUUCCUCGGCUUCCUCAGGGACCGCGGACCCUGGUCUAUGCCCUACCUCUGACCCCGCUAAAGCCAUGUCGACCCCGGCCCGGCGCCGCCUCAUGAGGGACUUCAAGAGGUUACAAGAGGAUCCUCCGGCCGGAGUGAGCGGGGCUCCGUCGGAGAACAACAUAAUGGUUUGGAACGCGGUCAUUUUUGGGCCCGAAGGGACCCCAUUUGAGGAUGGAACAUUUAAACUUACAAUUGAAUUCACUGAAGAAUAUCCAAAUAAACCACCUACUGUUAGAUUUGUCUCUAAGAUGUUCCAUCCUAAUGUCUACGCAGAUGGUAGUAUAUGUCUGGAUAUACUUCAGAACCGUUGGAGUCCAACCUAUGAUGUGUCUUCCAUUUUAACAUCCAUACAGUCUCUAUUGGAUGAACCUAAUCCCAAUAGUCCAGCAAACAGCCAGGCUGCCCAGCUGUACCAGGAGAACAAGCGGGAAUAUGAAAAGCGUGUUUCUGCCAUAGUAGAACAAAGCUGGCGUGACUGUUGACUCAGGGUAGAGCAGAAGAGGCUGGCCAUAAAAAAAUGUAUAUUGAUGCAUUUAUCACCUUAUUCCUAAUCCAUUACAUUUACUUUAUUAAAAACAAAAUAGCUGUUGUGCUG
Molecule: messenger RNA, 745 nt
Organism: Apodemus sylvaticus (European woodmouse)
Lineage: Eukaryota; Metazoa; Chordata; Mammalia; Rodentia; Muridae
Gene: Ube2a
Product: ubiquitin conjugating enzyme E2 A
Exons: 6
Coding region: 174-632 (152 amino acids)
Biological process (GO): DNA repair; proteasome-mediated ubiquitin-dependent protein catabolic process; protein polyubiquitination
Cellular component (GO): HULC complex
Molecular function (GO): ubiquitin conjugating enzyme activity
Source: RefSeq, a predicted model, not a curated record